Tribolium castaneum (red flour beetle) is the source of this 1870-nucleotide messenger RNA. RefSeq names its product arylsulfatase B. The record is from RefSeq and is a predicted model, not a curated record. The transcript is spliced from 7 exons. Bases 185 to 1825 code for a protein of 546 amino acids. NCBI's taxonomy places the organism in Eukaryota, Metazoa, Arthropoda, Insecta, Coleoptera, Tenebrionidae.
AUAAGGCAUAAAUUCCAAGUUUGAGGCGAAUUAAGUGUGAAUGACCCUCAACUCUGACGAUAAUAUUAACUUGGACAAGAAUAAACCAAACGCAAAUACUGUUUAAAACGCAUUUAUUUGAGUCUCAGCCAGACAUAUAAACCCUUAUCUUAUCUUGACGGAAACAAAAUUCAAAUUUGCAAAAAUGAAACGGUUAAAAAAAUCUCAAAAUAUCGUUAUUGCCACAGUCAUGGUUUGUGUCCUAGGACUACUCCUCUAUUUCAUUUUAACGUCUUCUAAACCAAGCACUGCUAAAAAACCCAACAUUAUUAUAAUAAUAGCCGACGAUUUGGGGUACAACGAUGUCAGUUUUCACGGUUCGUCUCAAAUCCCGACCCCUAAUUUAGCAAAAAUGGCCACAAGGGGCAUAAUCCUUGACCGGUUUUACACCCAAUCAACUUGUACCCCUUCUCGGACUGCCCUCCUCACUGGCCAAUACCCCAUCAGGUCAGGCAUGCAAGGCUACCCCCUUAAAGCGGGCGAAAACCGGUCGCUACCCCUAAACAUGCCCACAAUGCCCCUCCAUUUCCAAAAUUUGGGGUAUAAGACACACCUUGUGGGUAAAUGGCAUUUAGGGGCAGCGUACAAAGAGGAUACCCCUUUAGGGAAAGGUUUCGAUAGUCAUUUCGGGUACUGGAAUGGGUUUGUGGGGUAUUUUGACUAUGUAUCGUUCAGUAAAAUGGAUAAUGGAACGCUAGUUAAAGGGUUGGAUUUGCAUGACCAGUUUGAGCCGGUUUGGGGUAGUCAAGGGAGGUACGCUACUGAGUUAUUUACGGAGAGAAGUUUGGAUGUUAUUGAGGGGCAUGAUGUGAGGGUACCCCUUUUUUUGGUGGUGUCGCAUUUGGCGGCACAUACGGGACAAAACGGGUCGGAAUUAGGGGUACCCGACGUUGACCAAACUAAUCACGAAUUCUCGUAUAUUCAAGACCCCAGACGCCGACUUUAUGCCGGGGUUGUGAGUCAUUUGGACGCGUCCAUUGGCCGAAUUAUGGCCAAACUUGACGAAAAACAAAUGCUUGAUAAUUCAAUUGUUUUGUUUUUUUCCGAUAAUGGGGCACAAACUGUCGGAAUGUAUGAAAAUUCCGGCUCGAAUUGGCCUCUGAGAGGGGUCAAAUUUUCCGAUUUUGAAGGUGGGGUACGAGUGGCAGCGACCAUCUAUAGCCCACUUUUCCAUAAAAAGGGCUACGUGAGUGAACAUUUGAUACACAUAAGUGACUGGUUGCCCACUUUGUACUCAGCAGCCGGUGGAGAUGUAGCCCAUUUGGGCCAAAUCGAUGGAAUUGACCAAUGGGACGCUUUAACCAACAACAAUCCAUCAAAUCGGACCGAAAUUUUAAUAAAUAUUGACGAAGUCGAUGAAAAUUUCGCCAUAAUUCGAGAUAAAUUCAAACUAAUCCAAGGAAGUUAUCAUGAGGGAACUUUCGAUCAAUAUUAUGGAGAUAGUGGACGAGGUCCGGAAAAUCCGACCCCAAAUCCAAAUCACACAACCACAGACUUAUCCUGGUGUAGAGCUCCAGACCAGACCCCAAUUUUAAACUGCACAAAAGGCUGUCUUUUCGAUUUGGACAAAGAUCCGUGCGAAACAACCAAUAUUAUCGAAUCAGAACCAGAAAUAGCCAACCAAUUGUACGAAAAAAUUGCCCAAUUUUGGAAGGAGUUGGUACCCCAAAGAAACAAAGACACCGACCCAAAAUCGGACCCCAUUUUUUACAACAACACGUGGUGCACGUGGCUUGAGGACGCCUCGUGCCACAAAACCACAAACAUCGAGCGAAUUAGUCGAUAAUUGUGCAAAACUUUUAGUACCAAUAAAGUAUAAGUAAAUUCCGGA